UUGAGAGAGACUAGAAUUUGGACAAUUGUUGGGUUUGUUUUUUUUCUGCAACUAGGAAUGGCUGAAGAAAAGGAAUCUACGUCGGUCCCUUUGAGUCAAGGUGGUGCUGGCGAAGAUCCCGAAGAUCCUGCAAAGUCUCCACCUAACUCCCCGAGUUCCUCCACUCGCAAGGCGUGCUUUGCUGUUCUCCAGAGUUGGGUCUCCAAAAAGUUCAUGACUGGAUGCGUGGUUCUUUUUCCUGUUGCGGUUACCUUUUUCAUUACAUGGUGGUUUAUUCAAUUUGUUGAUGGUUUCUUCAGUCCAGUAUAUGAAAGACUUGGAAUUGACAUAUUCGGGCUUGGAUUUGUGACAUCUUUAAUUUUUGUAUUCCUCAUUGGUGUAUUUGUUUCAUCAUGGAUGGGUGCCACUGUCUUUUGGCUUGGAGAAUUGUUGAUAAAGAGAAUGCCGCUUAUGAAGCAUAUAUACUCUGCCUCUAAACAAAUUAGUGCUGCUAUUUCUCCUGACCAGAACACAACUGCUUUCAAAGAGGUAGCAAUUAUUCGUCAUCCACGUGUUGGUGAAUAUGCAUUUGGUUUCAUAACAUCGUCUGUUGUCCUUCAGAGAGAAAAUGGGGAUGAAGAGUUAUGUAGUGUUUAUGUUCCUACAAACCAUCUAUAUAUUGGCGAUGUUUUUCUUGUUAACUCUGAGGAGAUCAUAAGGCCAAAUCUUUCUAUUCGAGAAGGCAUAGAGAUCAUUGUUUCUGGGGGUAUGACAAUGCCACAACUGAUAUCUCCUUUACAAAGGAUUCCUCGUCCAAACGAUCGGAUUCCUCUGAAUAGAAUAAUCUAGUAGCAGGAAGGCAUGUCAGGAUGAAGAAUUACUGAAUUGGCUUUAGUUUUGUAGUUGCAAGCAUGUAGACUGGUGGUAAUCUGUCCACCGUAACUCUGGUCAGUGCUUCAUGGGAUGUGCCCUCUUGGCGGUGUUAAGGGAAAGAAAGUGCUGGAGCCCAUCGGUAGUUUACUGAUCAUAUUCACAUUCUGUUGCUGAGUUCAAUGGUUCUGUAGUAUUAGACUCAUAAAUAUGCAAAGCUUCUUGUUGAGUUUUGGAUUCCGACGUUGUAUCCGUGUUUUGUAAUCAUUGAGCUUUGAAUUUGUCCAAACACCAUAUUAAUGGCUGUGUACAUAUUCAGGUAUUCUAGCAUGAACUAGCAAUGUAGAUAGUUAUUUAGUUC
This is a messenger RNA of Telopea speciosissima, 1210 nucleotides long. RefSeq names its product protein LIKE COV 2. The record is from RefSeq and is a predicted model, not a curated record. The transcript is spliced from 8 exons. Gene Ontology annotation, cellular component: Golgi apparatus. NCBI's taxonomy places the organism in Eukaryota, Viridiplantae, Streptophyta, Magnoliopsida, Proteales, Proteaceae. Bases 58 to 828 code for a protein of 256 amino acids.